AUGACGGGUCAGAGGAGCAAGCUCUUUGCUGCCUCGCUCAGAGGGUUUCUUGGAGCUAUCGUCCUGCUGCAAGUCAAGCAGGCUGCAGCUCUGAGCGCUCUCAGUGAUUGGUACAAUGGGACUGCCACAUACUACGGGGGCCCUGCCGAUAACAUGGACCCCUACAGUCCCUCCUAUGGCACCAAGGAGGGCGCCUGCGGGUAUUACUUGAUGGACAAGACAAAGUGGCCAUACUGGUCGGUUGGUGCCCUCACCCCCUCCAAUCUCUUUGUGAAGCAGGGCCCAGCCCAAGCCUGCGGGGCGUGCUUUGAGAUUUGGUGCCAGCCAGGGAGCCUUGUGGGCGAAUGCAAUCCAAAUCCGAACCAGCGGCGGGUGACCAUUAUGAUGACCGACAUCUGCGAGCCCUGCAACCCAGGCGGCGACAGCCAGAUCGAUCUCCAGGCCCUCACCUUCCUCAAGAUUGCACCGUGGUAUGGCGGCAGGAUAAACAUCAGGUACCGGAGGGUCGACUGCAGUCCCCCCAGCAGCAUCAAGCUCCAGCUGCUCAACGUCAACGGCGACGGCCAGUGGCUGCGCAUGACCGUCCAGGAAGUUGCAGGCACGGGCAGCGUGGCUCACGUAGAGGUGAAGGGGCAAAAGGGAGAUAGCUGGGUGGGCCUGAGAAACUCCUGGGGCGCUGCUUGGGAGGUCGAUCAAGCUCCCUCCUACCCACUGGACAUCCGCAUCGUCAACGACAAGGGCCAAGAGGUACGCCCGGCAAUUUUGCAGCGUGUAAUAAUAAUAAUAAUAAUAAUAAUAAUAAUAAUAAUAAUAAUAAUAAUAAUAAUAAUAAUAAUAAUAAUAAUAAUAAUAAUAAUAAUAAUAAUAAUAAUAAUAAUAAUAAUAAUAAUAAUAAUAAUAAUAACAAUAAUAAUAAUACGUAAUACAGUGAUUGCAUACAGUGCGAUCAAGUCGGACGGCUCCAGUUCCUCGCAGCUGCCACCCAACAUCCAGUUCACCAGCGGUGGUGCAUCAAGCCCGCCAGUGACAGCGUUUGAGGGCCCAGCAGCUCAAGACGCGCGCUGCAGUGAUCCGGAGGUCUCAGCCUUCAGUCUGGAUGUCAACGCGCAGACCCCUCAGGCCUCCAACGGAGGGAUCCCUAAAUGCACCGCCUCGCCACCGCCGCCCGCGAAACCCCCACCCCAGCUGCCCCCCGCUGUGCCCGCUCCCGUGCUACCUGCGCCUCAGCUGCAGCAGCAGCCUCCCGCGCAGAUUCCCAAACAGGCAACCUCUCCCGUAGUUCAAAUACCGCCCCCUGUUAACAACCCCGCCAACGCUCUGCCGCCCAUCAACCCUGUGCCAGCUGUCAACCCUGUGCCAAACCCUGUGCCAGCUGGCAGCCCCGUGCCAAGCCCCAUGCCACCUGUCAACCCUGUGCCAGCUGGCAGCCCCGUACCAAGCCCCAUGCCACCUGUCAACCCUGUGCCAGCUGCCAACCCCAUCCCGGCCCAGCCAGUGCAGGCGUCCCCUAUGCCUGUGCCAAACCAGCCGGUGCAACCCGCACAGCCGGCGCUGCCCGCUGGGGCAGGCAGCCCUGCCCAGCCGGGCAGCCCAGUCAACCCCGACACGCAGCCAAUGCAGGCAAUGCAGCCGGCAGGCCCCAAUCCCAUGGCACAGCCCUCGCCUAAUAUGCCCGCCCCUGCACUGCCCGCUGCCCAGCCCGGGCAGCCCACUGGAGGGUCCCCUGUGAUUGACCCCUGUGCCUGCCCAAAUGUACCCCCAGACGCAACCUACAACUGCCAGCAGCAGGCUUCGUUUGGAAAGUGCACAGACCUCUUCAUGACGCAGCCGUCGCCGCAGCUGCCGAGCGGCUUCUGCGCAGCUACGUGCAAGCGCUGCCCUGGCUGCCCGGCGAUUGCCUCUGACAUUCUUGGUGUGGAUUUGGGCAAGCGGCUGAUGCGCAACCGCAAGCCGGUCAACCUCAAGGCGUUUGCAAUGGCGCACAACUUUGUCAUGUUCUCUGCCAGCCUCUACAUGGUCAUCGAGACCGUGCGGCAGGCAGCGGACAACUUCCGGUGGGGCCAGCUUGGUGGCGGCGGCGUGUGGGGCAAUAUUGCAGAGGCGCCCGGCAAGCCGUUGAGCCCAUCUGGACACCGCAUGGCGCGCGUGCUGUGGAUUCACUACCUCUCCAAGGCGUACGAGUUCACGGACACGCUGAUAAUGAUCCUAAAGAAGAACGAGCGCCAGAUCAGCUUCCUGCAUGUCUAUCACCACGCCACCACCUUCUUCCCCUGCUGGUGGUCGGUGAUGAACUUUGCGCCGGGCGGUGACACCUACUUCACAUGCGUCCUCAACUCUGGCGUCCACGUUCUGAUGUACGGCUACUACUUGGCAGCGGCAGCAGGAGUGAAGGUCCCCAAGGGCGUCAAGAAGUCCCUCACGACCGUGCAGCUGGCGCAGUUCGCGCUCUUCUUUGUGCACGCCCUCUACGGCGCUGUCUAUGCCACCCACUACCGGCCUCGCAUCAUCAUCGUGCUCUGCCUGUUCCAGGCAGUGGUGUUCGCCAGCCUCUUUGGCAACUUCUUCUGGAAUGCUUACAUGAAGCAGGCAAAGGACGGGCAAGAGAAGAAGAGGACCUAG
Molecule: messenger RNA, 2619 nt
Organism: Coccomyxa subellipsoidea C-169
Lineage: Eukaryota; Viridiplantae; Chlorophyta; Trebouxiophyceae; Coccomyxaceae
Exons: 18
Coding region: 1-2619 (872 amino acids)
Biological process (GO): fatty acid elongation, monounsaturated fatty acid; fatty acid elongation, polyunsaturated fatty acid; sphingolipid biosynthetic process
Cellular component (GO): extracellular region; endoplasmic reticulum membrane
Molecular function (GO): fatty acid elongase activity
Source: RefSeq, a predicted model, not a curated record